Molecule: messenger RNA, 447 nt
Organism: Cornus florida
Lineage: Eukaryota; Viridiplantae; Streptophyta; Magnoliopsida; Cornales; Cornaceae
Exons: 1
Coding region: 1-447 (148 amino acids)
Source: RefSeq, a predicted model, not a curated record
AUGGAAGCAACCUCAUUUACUCCACGUCCCACGCUUCCCCUCCGGUGGUCUCCUGCCAAGUUGCGUUGCCGGAGAACACUUGUACCCGUAACAAAGAAGCCAAUAAUUGCAAGUGUGAGAAGAUCAGGGCAUGAUUAUGGUGGUAGGCCGGUGGAUGAGAACAUGAUCAUCCUCCGGAUGCGCAUUCGAGAGGCCAAGAUGUUGGAGGACAUCCGUUCGCCGCCCGAGAAUUGGAUGGAGUGGGAGAAACGCUACUCCGCACACUACAAUGAGGAUGUGUGUGAAGCAGUAGGGUUGUUACAGUCUUUUUUGAUGGAUACAAGGCCGUGUCUGGCUUUUGGGAUGGCCGCACUUAUUUUAUUGAGUUUGACCCUUUCAACUUCAGGAUUCUUGUUAUAUGUUAUACACAUAGCCAAACGACUCUUGUCUGGGUUUCAUCUAAGCUGA